AUGCCCGUGGUCGUAUGGUCCUGCGAGGACGAGGGCGAAAACCCAUUCAAAGCCCCGGAUCCGUCAGUUUCUUCUGGAUCGCGCAUCGGUACUAACGAAGAUGCGUCAGGAUACCCGCCAACGAUCAUUGUUCAGGAGUCGAGCGCGGGCGACACGGAGACAAUAUCCUGCCGUGUCGUGCUCUCGAGCGAUGUAGACUACGUGAAGGAACUCUAUGCCUACCUCCAAGAUAUUGGACAACUCCUGUUCAUCUUCACAGGACCGGUGACGUAUCCAAAGCCGAUGCCACCUACAAUGUCACGCGGUGUCCAUAAAGACAGAUCCCGAACACUUGCGAAAUGGACCUGGCAUGGCACCGACUGUCCCAUCGAGGAGGCGAAACAGUUUAUCGCAUACAAAGCGUUGGUGAAACUCCGACAGAAAGAUUCGAGGACGGGUGCGUGGACUGACCAUAUUCCUGAAGAUACCUCGUCGAGUCCGAUGGAUUCUGGCCACGGUGUGAAAGACUAUAUCGCCGAUUUGAAGCGUCGCUUACUCCUCCCAUCUGAUAUUGACGAGGAAGUACUUCUGUGGAUGUACGGUCAAGAACCAUCUGCGUUCGCUGGACCCGACUAUACCAUGCGCCCCCAAGUCUCUCACCCAUUGGACGAAGACACCACAGCCAUCAACUCGGCAGAUCACUACUCACAACGUCAUUAUGCACAUCUCUACUACAAUGGAGUCGCCUUUGGCUUGGGAGCCUCCAACAACAGUAAAACCGCCAGACAGUUGGCCGCAUAUUCGGCGUUGAAGGGGAUAGAAGUCCCAGAAAUGACGGAGUUUCCAAUGGAAGAGGAGUACAUCUAUGACGACGAUGUAGAAGAAUUCAGCACUCCGUGGAAGGUCACUGACGAUUUUUGGAAAAAGCCAUCAUCGCCGGUCAUGGACAAUAGUGGACAAGCGUCAAAUUUAACUGAUCAUCAACCACUUCUACCAAUUGCGGUCACGGAUUCAGAGCCUAGACAGAGCCUCCUUGACCGAAUGACUUACUACGGGGAGCUAAAGUCGGCCGUUUCUGCGAAGGAUUUUCAGAAGAUCCUCGAUAAGGUCAGAGGUGAAUGGCUGACGGUGUUACCCCUCUUGCUCGCAACUGUCGCAAUUUAUGGGGCUAUGUUAGCCAUUCCGCCGGAUGAUUCUCUCUUUCGGAUCGGCAUCAUCGCGAAGACGGUUGUUCCUGCUGGACUAGUGGUAUCAACUAUCGGUGUUUGUGUUGAUCUCUGGUUCACGAUCACGUUUUGGCAUAUCGAUGGAGCUCAAUUUGAGACACGAGCUCGGGACUAUCACUACGAUACUUUCCUAUUCUUCGCCAUCACCUCUAAACUACCCAUAGCCAUGUUCGCUAUCUCUGCCGUUGCCGGCGCCACGUUCGCCCUCACUGUCGUCUGGUCAGUGUAUCCCGCGGUAGCCAUUGUUUUCUUCAGUUUCGGUCUCGCCUGUUGUCACAACGUUCGUCGGUCGGGCAUCACUUAG
Molecule: messenger RNA, 1509 nt
Organism: Stereum hirsutum FP-91666 SS1
Lineage: Eukaryota; Fungi; Basidiomycota; Agaricomycetes; Russulales; Stereaceae
Exons: 13
Coding region: 1-1509 (502 amino acids)
Source: RefSeq, a predicted model, not a curated record